Colias croceus (clouded yellow) is the source of this 4602-nucleotide messenger RNA. It is a transcript of the gene hts, whose product is annotated as protein hu-li tai shao. Bases 326 to 2716 code for a protein of 796 amino acids. The record is from RefSeq and is a predicted model, not a curated record. Gene Ontology annotation, cellular component: postsynaptic density; plasma membrane; cytoskeleton. NCBI's taxonomy places the organism in Eukaryota, Metazoa, Arthropoda, Insecta, Lepidoptera, Pieridae. Gene Ontology annotation, molecular function: actin filament binding. The transcript is spliced from 22 exons.
UCGAUCUUUGGAAGCGGCACGGGCAGGCCUCUUUUUUAUGUAUGAAAAAGAAAUAACGCGCUCACGCGUAAUGUCGGUGGUGCUAGUGCAUUAAAACAUACAAGAAAACGAUCUGUGCGUGUAUCGUUUGCAAUAUUAUGUCGUUUGUGUGCUUAGUGUAAGUUACUCAGCUACUCAAUAAGUGAAGUGAUUUUGUGCUGUGACAAUAAUUUAUCGACUUAUCGCUUCUUGGACUAAGCUGCCGGUUGUGCAUGCAUCUAAGAGGCGUGUAGGUGUAUCGGAGAUUGCGUUUACGAAUUUCUGAACGAGCGGACGAGUGCAAAAGAUGGCCGACACCGACACAGAGACGACGCUGCCGAACGGCAACGCAACGCUGUCCGCGGAGGAGGAGGAGCGGCUAAAGCAGCGGCCGGCUGAUAUUGAUGCUGAUGUUCGCGAGAUGGAGCGACGCAAGCGCGUCGAAGCGCUCAUGUCGUCGAAACUGUUCCGCGAGGAGCUAGAGCGCGUGCUCGACCAGCAAAUGCAUGAGGGUGGUGACGCGCCGCUGCUGCAGAGGAUCCGCGAGAUGGUGGGAGGACGGCUGCACACGGGCAGCUUGCGGGGGCCAACUUGUGUGCUCCCCAUCAACGACAUCCGAGGUAUCGAGGGAGUCGGUUACGAGAAGGGAGAGAAGAUCCUCCGCUGCAAGCUCGCUGCGGUCUAUCGUCUGGUUGAUCUCUUUGGUUGGACGCAGAGCGGCUUCAGCGGUCAGAUCACCGCUCGUCUGAACACCGCGGUGGAACAAGUGCUGACCACACCACGUGGUAUCCUCCCCCACGAGGUCACCGCAUCCUCGCUGGUGAAGGUCGACAUGCAGGGGACUGUCGUCGACCAGGGGACGACCAACUUCCCUGUUAAUGUUGAGGGUUUCUCGCUCCACGCCAGCGUGCACGCCGCCCGACCGGACAUACGCUGCGUGCUGCACUUGCGCUCGCCGUCCGCGCUCGCCAUAUCGUCCACUAAGCGUGGCUUGCUAGCGCUCUGCGCUGAGGCGGCCACGCUUGGCCAACUCGCGUACCAUCGGGUACCGCUGGGCGUCCUCGACAACGAGGAGUGCGAGAAGCUGGUCCGCGCGCUGGGCCCGCACUCGAAGGUGCUGAUGCUGAGCGGCGGCGGCGCGCUGUGCUGCGGCGCGACGCUCGAGGAGGCGUUCUACCAGGCGAAGAACCUGAACACCGCGUGCGACGUGCAGCUGCGGCUGGCCGCCCUGCCGCCCGACGAGCUCAGCGUGCUGGACGACGAGACCCGCCGCCAGAUAUACGAGUCGACCCACAAACCGCCCGCGGACGAGAAGAAGUGGCGCGUCGGUGGCGAAGAGUUCGAGGCGCUGAUGCGCAUGCUCGACAACGCCGGGUUCCGCACCGGGUAUAUAUACAGACAUCCGCUUAUUAAGAACGAUGUGCCACGACCCAAGAACGACGUGGAAGUGCCUCCGGCCGUCUCCUCGCUCGGUUACCUCUUGGAGGAGGAGGAGCUUUAUAGGCAAGGCAUAUGGAAGAAGGGCCACGGCAAGACUGGAGAGCGCACGCGUUGGCUGAACACGCCGAACGUCUAUCAGAAGGUCGAGGUGCUCGAAACCGGUACAGCCGACCCGAAGCGGAUCACCAAGUGGGUCGACGCAAACAACGAAGAGUGGGUGCAAGACGGCUCGCCCGCGCACUCCGGCACGCCCGUCAAGAUAGACACGCUACAGUUUGUGCCGAAGAACACGAACCCGAAGGAGUUUAAGCAAUUGCAACAGCAGAUCAAAGAUAAUCGUCGCGCGGACAAGAUAAGCGCCGGUCCGCAGUCGCACAUACUCGAGGGUGUGACUUGGGAUGAAGCUGCCAAGCUGGUUGGUGAAGAUGCCGCCAACACGCACACUGGGGACCAUGUGGUGCUAAUGGGCGCCGCGUCCAAGGGCAUCAUCCAACGCGGCUACCAGCACAACGCGACAGUGUACAGCGCGCCUUACGCGCGUAAUCCGUUCGACCACGUGACCGAUACCGAGAUCGAUGAGUACAGACGCACCGUGGAGAGGAAGCAGAGGAGCGAGUACGACACCGACCUGUCCGAGUCGGAGGCGAUCAGCGCGGCCCAGGUGACGUCGCCCGCCAGCCAACCCUCCGAGACCGAGGAGGAGUCGCGGGAUGAACAUCGCGUCUUAAGAAUAGAAACUAAGCAAGUGCCAGUUAGAAGCCAGCCAGAAGUGGUACUGAGCGAUGCGGAAACGACCGAUUUCUUGUCCGCCGAACGUGAGCACGCCGACAGGACUAGAGAUCGCGACCCCAACCUACUCUCCGAUGACGAAGUCUUCCUCGAUUCGUCCUCCAUCCCCUCGGGCGUGACGUCACCGAGCCUUUCCGUGAUGACGUCACCGAACUUGUCCGUGGUGACGUCACCUAGUGCGUCAGUCGUGUCGCCGCCACCGCAAGAGCAGCACGUGAUCGUGCGAGCGCAGUACAUGCCCGUACAGCACAGUGUGGGAGGUGAGCACACCCUCAACGGCGACCACUCUGACGCGCAUCAGAGCACCUUCUCGCAUAGCAGUAAAGAGGGGUCACCUUCAAAGGAGGUCUCGACGGAAGACUCCCCCAAGAAGGACAAGAAGAAGAAGAAGGGCCUCCGGACGCCCUCCUUCUUGAAGAAGAAGAAGGAGAAGAAGAAGGACAAGUCUAGCACGCCGCAGCCAGCUUAGAGAUAAAAUUGACAAACUACACUGCCAUCUCGCUUUCAAAAUACUUGUAAUGUUAAGGUUGGAUCCACAACACAGCCGAUAAAAUGAGUUUUGCUUGAAUAUUCCCAUUUUUUACGUGUACCCACCUAUUUGGCGGCAAAAAGGCUGCGCCUAGGGCAUCGCUUGCGCGCCUUGGAACUGUAGCGAUUUUUGUAUUUUAGCAUGGCAACACUACGUCUAUAGUCUGUGGUGGCAAUGACAGAUGUCAGUUUGACAGGUGACAGUUUGUGCUGUCAUUUAAUGAUGUGUCAGAUUGCAAAAAAUUAAAUUUUUAUGAACGUAAUGAACUACGAUAAUACUACAAUAAAAACUCUGAUGCCAAUUUAGGUCUUUUUUGACCAAAUCAAAAUAUCUAUAAAUAAAAAGGUCACAAAAUCGAUAAAAAAAAUGCAAAAACGUGUUCAGUUCCAAGUAGAGUUAGUAACUAAGAGCUAUUUAACGCAGAAUUUUGUAUUUAUUUGAAAUGAAAUGAAAUCAGCGAAUCAAAAUUAAUUCUUAUGACUUGCCAAGCGUCUUAUGAUGUUGAUAUUUUAAAAUUUUCGUUAAAAUAAUUAUAAUUUGAAGUUGUCCGUACAUUUUGAGCGUAAAAUUAAAUACUCAAUGGAAUUCCUAUAUUUAAGAAAUCAUUGUUUUUUUUUUUAAAUAAUUUGAUGGAUUUUAUUUUAACUUUAAUAUAUUGUUGUUACAUAUGAAAUCGUUACUCGAUUCGAAUCAAUCAAAAUAAUCGGACACUUCUUUUGGUGCAUUCUGUACGAUAAUUGUAUUUUUUUAUACUAGCAUGUAAUGCUUUUAAUGUCGGGGUUGCCCCCCUUCGCCAUUCGUGCUUUUAAAAAUGGCCACCCAAUAUAUUCCCGCAAAAAUUUGCGGUCGUGUACUGAGUCGCCAUUACAAAAAUUAAAUAUAAUAUAUUAUAGCACUAUCGAUGUAUUUAUAUUUAAGAUUUUAUCGGCUAGCCUACUUUGGUAGAUUUUUUAAAUUAUUAUUUUUUGUUUAACGACGUGAUUGAUUCAACAUGGCGGGAACUAACCACAGAGUAACGAAACAUUUUUAAUUACGCGCCAUGAUUUGACAGUCCGCCUGUAUUUUACGUACACGACAAAAUAAAAUAAAUAAAUAGUAAAAACAAAUGUCAAACCGCCAUGUUGUAAAAAUCAUUAUAUUACAGUACACAGUAAUUAAUUUGUUGUUACUUCGAUAGUUUUUAAACGAGAAAUUAUAUUUUUUUUUUCAUAUUUUUUACUUUUUUUUUCGUCUGGGUUUUAUCAAUUUGACAUUACCUAGAGUUAAGUCUAGCGUUGUUAAAAUGACAAGUUGAUUUUUAUUAAACCGUUGUAGUAAGACAUUGUUGGACCAUAGAUAAGAUAUGGUACUUUUAACACCGGUAUUGCCAGGUUUAUGAUUUUUUCCCCAUUUUUUUGAUAUUUUUACACUUUAUUUGCUACUUUAUUUUAUAGGAUUUUGUGGUGUUAGCACAUUAUACAGUGUUUAUUUGACUGCUUGCCGGUGUUAAAGGUGCACCUAGUACGGUUCAGCGUUAUGUAUUUACGAUAUAAUAUUAAGGGGCUACUUUAACGUUGAAAGUGGAAAAAAUCGUUUUAAUUCCAUAUUUAACAAAAAAAAAAUUCAUCGAUAAAAAAGUGUUAAUUUUCAAGACUCAGUAAUAUAAGUGUUUACUAAAUAAUUUAGUAUAUUGCUCAUUCAGUAUAAAGGCGUGUGUGCAUGUAACGCGCAAUGUAAACGAUGUUUUUCCAUUUUUAAUGUUUAGGUGUAUUCUGUAAUCUUUGAAAUUAUGACACUGGCAUUCUGUGCAACUUGUGUAUUUGUAUUGAGAUAAAUUAUUAGUUUUA